AUGGAAAACUUCCAGUACAGCAUCCAGCUGAGUGACCAGGACUGGGCUGAGUUUUCGGCCACGACGGAAGAGUGUGGUCUCCUGCAGGCCGGCCUGGCCUCAGGGGAUGAGCUCUUGUCCAGUGACAUUGACCAAGGGGACAGCAGUGGCAGCAGCCCUCCGGGGCCUCCACCCCUUCUCGAGGGGCGGCCGGCUUCUGGGGGGAGGGGCUGGCCCGGCUUCAAGGAGGAGGACGAGGCAGCUCCCCGGCCGCCGGUCAGCAGGUCUUGGCAUGAGCCUGUCUUGGCCCCGGGGCCCAAUCAGCAGACGCCCAGCACGUCCGCACGGUCAGAAGCUCUGCUGUCCCUCAGAUCUGAUGCCACCCCCCAAGGCCAGAGCUUGUCGGUUCGAGGGCCGGUGUCUCCCCGAGGCGAGAUGCAGAGGCUUCUGCAGGGGCCUGCCCCUCAGGGCCCUGCCCCUAGUGCCCCCGGUGAGCCUUCCCAGAACUCUGAGCCUCCUGGCGGCACCCCGGCUCCCCAGAGGCCCCCCGGCAGCCCCGGAGCCCCGGCACGCGGCCCUAGCCGGAAGAAGAGGCGCGCCGCUGGGGCCGAGGGGGGCGGGUGCCUGAGCACCCCCGGCCCGGCUCCCCCCCAGCAGGGUUCCCCGCUGCCUGCCGAGGUCAGGCCCAAGGAGCGCCUUGGCCUGGCUGUGUCCGGGGGGCAGGGUCUCCUGGCUGGGGCAGCGGAGCAGACCGCAGGAACUGGGCAGGGAGAACGGGGUCUGGAGUCUGCAGGAACCCUUGCACAGGUGACCUGGCAAGGAGCAGCUCCGGAUCUGCCGACACCUGUCCCUGCGACUGUGCAAGGUGCAGACCUCCUGAGAAUGGCCCCGGGAGCUGAGCUCCACACCACGUCCACACCUGCCCGGGCCGCUUGUCCAGAUAUUUCAAUGGCUGAGUCAGAUGUGCCUCUGUCUACACCUGCCUCCAAGCUUCAGCCUGACAUGCCUCUGUCUACACUUGCCUCCAAGUCUAGACUGGACAUGGACCUGCCUGUGCUGGACCCAGUGGUCAAGCAGGAGGUGGAUUCGUCCACACCUGCUCCGCCGCCUCACCUUGUGUCCAAGGCCCAGCCUGACGUGGGCGUGUCAGCAGCUGUUCCCGCUUCCGGGGCCGGGCCUGACGUGGUGAAGGUGGAGAUUGGCCUAGUGGCCACGCCGCAAUUGAGCCCUCUUGGGUCUCCAGGAGGACACCGGGAGAAGCCCAGAGAGGAGCCCUCAGCAGGUGCCCCUGGACAUCACUCAGGGGAGCCCCCACCAGGCCGGGUCCAAACCCCCAGGAAGAAGAAAGUGCGCUUUUCCAUGGCUGUGCCCAGCCCUGAGGGGCCAGGCUCAGGAGAGACCUCAGGAUCCCCGUCGCCAGCCACAGCCCGGCCCUCAUCCCCCAGGACAGCCACGGGGGGCCGAGGGGGGACUGGAGGCUGGGACGCCAUGGCAGUUGGGCCCCGGUCUCCGCAGCCUCGGAUCCUCAAACACCUGCCUCCCCCUUCCCCCUCCGCUUCGGUGGGGCCCAGGCCCGGGAGCAGCUUUGCAGUGACCCUCCCAGAGGCCUAUGAAUUCUUCUUCUGUGACACUAUCGAGGAGGAGGAUGAAGGUGCUGAGGAGGCGGCAGAAGCCGACCAGGCCCUGUGUGAAGCACGGUGGCCAGACGUGUGUGAAUUCUUCUUCCAGGACCACGGAGCCCAGAGGCCGGGGCAUGGGGGGAGCCACCCUGUGUCCCAGCCCCCACGAGCUGAGGCUGUACGGGCCGCUCCACCUGGAGACCCUGUGCCCAUCUCCAUCCCCGAGGCCUACGAACACUUCCUUGGGGAGGACUCCCCGGGAGGCACGCCUGAGCUGGCCGCCCUGCUCCCGGUGCAGGCCACAGAGCCCCCCAGCUUGGCGCCCUGGGGCGUGGGGCCUGGCACCCCACCAGAGCCCGGCCCAACCACAGCAGAGCAGCUCAGUCUGGCCGUCAGACAAGCAGGGGGGCUCCGAGAUCCUCUCAGCUCUUUGACCCUCAGCCAGAAUGACAUGUGCCUCGUGUUUGUGGCCUUUGCCACCUGGGCUGUGAGAACAUCAGACCUGCACACCCCAGAUGCCUGGAAAACAGUCUUGCUGGCCAACAUCGGCACCGUCUCUGCCAUCCACUACUUCCGCCGGCAGGUGAGGAAGGGACGCCGCAGCCGCAGCCCCAGCUCUUAG
Molecule: messenger RNA, 2220 nt
Organism: Enhydra lutris kenyoni (northern sea otter)
Lineage: Eukaryota; Metazoa; Chordata; Mammalia; Carnivora; Mustelidae
Product: PPARGC1 and ESRR induced regulator, muscle 1
Exons: 3
Coding region: 1-2220 (739 amino acids)
Biological process (GO): regulation of DNA-templated transcription; response to muscle activity
Cellular component (GO): cytoplasm; nucleus
Source: RefSeq, a predicted model, not a curated record